Molecule: messenger RNA, 1237 nt
Organism: Durio zibethinus
Lineage: Eukaryota; Viridiplantae; Streptophyta; Magnoliopsida; Malvales; Malvaceae
Source: RefSeq, a predicted model, not a curated record
GGUUUUUCAAUGGACAAGAAAAUAAGAACGUGGCAAAGUGGUAGAGAUCGAGAAAUAUGGGGAGCAGAGAAGCGGAAAUGGAAAUGGCAGCAGCUCAACCAUGCCCUUGUUCUUCCUUCAUCUUCUUCACCCAUAAAUCCCACCUCCAUAAUUUCAUUCAUUUGCCACUUUGCCCUCUCUCUUACUCUCAUUUACGCCGUCGUUUCAGCUCAUGUGCAGCCAGAGAUAGCAGCAGCAGCAGUAGAAGGAGAAGAAGCAAGUGGGACCCUAAUGCUGAGAAUAUUCGUGCCAAAGGCUUCAGCUUCAACACCCAAAACGAUGGCGACGACGAAGAAAGAGAUGAUUAUUAUGAAGAAAUGGCAAAUUCCGGGAUUUUGGACGAAGCAAUUGAUAGCAUUUGGAUUUUGAAGGUUUUCAAAUCCUUUGGUUGGACGCUACCAGUCAUUUUACUUUCCUUCUUGUUUGCCACUGGCCCAAAAGCUUUCCUCAUGGCAUUAGCACUUCCACUUGGGCAGUCAGCAAUAACUUUGGCACUUGAAAGGUUUUUGGGAAGGUCACAAAACAAGCAGAAGCGUAAGGUCAGGGUAAGAAAAAAACCAAAAAAUACAUCUCGGCGCACUGUAAAAAAUGUUAAAAUGGAGGAAGAGGUACAAGAAGGCCAAAAAAGCAGAAAGGGAAGAAGGGAUUAUCAAUCAUGGAUAGUUAGUGAUGAUGGUUCUCCCAAUGAGGGUGGCAAUGCUGCAACCAACUUUGGUGGAUGGGAUGAGCUAGAUGGAAAGGGAUCAAUGAAAAUGCCAACAAUGGAAAAUGGCUCAAAAAGGACAUCAAAGGAGGAGGGCAAGUUGAGUAUGAAAGAAAGUAACAAUGAUGCACCUUUGCUGUUGAGAUUGUUGAUUGCUGUUUUCCCAUUUUUAGGUUCUUGGACUAAGAUGUUUUGGUGAUCCCAUCUAGCAAGCUUAAGGUUCGUGCAUGGCAUCUUUUCUUUCUUGUCUUUAGCCCAAAAGGAUUGCUUGUUCUGGUUCAUGCUUGACUAUUUUAUAGCUCAUGCUUGAGGCCAGAAUCAUAGAUCAACAAUCAUAAACAAAAUCAUUUUUUAACGCAUUUUAAUAUAUCAUUAUACGAGUCUAGUUAUAAGCAUAUAUACAGCAUUUUUUUUUUCUUGCUAAAAUUCCCAUUGUCUUUGCAAUUCUUGUUCUGGUUUAGGGUUGGGAUUUGUUUGUAUCUUGAAACAUUGUCU